Messenger RNA from Closterium sp. NIES-65, 2133 nucleotides. The record is from the annotation of a GenBank genome assembly. NCBI's taxonomy places the organism in Eukaryota, Viridiplantae, Streptophyta, Zygnematophyceae, Desmidiales, Closteriaceae.
AUGCGCCCCUCAUUCCGCGCCCAUACCUCGCACGGCCCGCCCCGCUCCCCCUUGCCCACUCCCCACUCCCCUCACCGGAACCUCUGUGCAAUCACCCCCUCCUCUCACGAACCAUACACUCACUGUCACAAUAUCAUUCCCACUCAUGCACCUAUCACUCACCCUUUCACUCCCAUUGCUGUGAUGUUCUUGUCUCAUGUGCCUCCUGGUCCCAUCCGCCCUCCUCGCCCCACCCCCCUCCACACCAGCCUCCACGAGCGUGAGCGCUUACCGGCAGCAGCGCCACAGGGGGCAGCGUGGGGUCAACCGCGAGGCAGUGUUGCUGCAGCAGCACCAUCAGAACCACUCCCCACCGCCGAGCCGGCACCCAAACCCACAGCAGCUGCAGCAGCGGCAGAAAAAAUGGCGGCGGCAGCAGCAGCAAGGGAAGAAGCGGAGGCGGUGUGGGCGAGAGCAGGCGAGCAGGUGGGCGGCGGCGAGGUGCAGCGCCUCAUGGCGCCCCUCUCCCGCCUCAUGGUGCCCCUCUCCCGCCUCAUGGCGCCCCUCUCCCGCCUGCUGCUCGCCCUGCAGGGGGGGGGGAGAGGGGGAACGGGGGGGGCUGGGGGGGCUGAGGUUAUGCGAGGGGACGAUGAGGUGGGGGGGGAGGGUUGGGACGGAAGAGAGGGAGAACAAGACGGAGAGCGGAGGAGAGGAGGAGGUGAGGAGGGUGGGGAGGAGGGGGAAGGGGAGCGAGCAGUGGGGUGGGUGGAGCGAGUGGUGAGGGCGCGGGGCAGAGCGGUGAGGAAGAAGCGAUGGCGGGCGACGAGGCGAGCACAGCAGACAGUGGCAUGGCAGCAGUGGGCCCUGUGCAUGGGUGGGUCGUGCUUCUCCCCCCGCUCCCCACUUUCUUCUCUACUGCCUUUCCCACUUAUUUCUUCCCUACUAGCCGACCCGUCCCCCACGAUCCCCCUCUCAUCCAACACCCCCCUCCCCACCUUUCCUCUCCACACCCCCCUUUCUCACGGGUGGCCGCUAUGUGGGCGUGCGGGGUGCCGUGGGUGGGUGGGGCAGAGGGAGGAGCAGCGGCAGGUGGUGGAGGCGAGGAUAGACGCGUGGAGGGCGCGGGUGAUGGAGAGAGAUGCACAGGCGAGCAUGGCACGCCAGCAGCAGACGGAGGAAGAGGCCAGGGAGAAGAGGGAGCGAGCCCAGCUGCAGAAGCAGGUGCAGUGCGGUGAAAGCAGAAUCGAGGGGGGGGGGGGGGGGGGGGAGGGGGGGGAGGGAGGAAGCAAGUGCAGGGGCCUGGGCGUACGGCUCUGCUACUUUCACCUGGGCGUAUAUUGGCUGCUCUCCUUCCGUCCUCCUUCCUCCCCCUCCCUCGCCACUCUCCCCCUUCCCUCCCCUCUCACUUCCCCGUCUCUCCCUCCCCCUUCCCUCCCCCAUUUAAUUCCCCCUCUCUCUCCCCCUUCCCCUCCCCCUUACUUCUUCCUCUCUCUCUCCCCCUUCCCCUCCCCCUUACUUCCCCCUCUCUCUCUCCCCCUUCCCCCCCCCCUUACUGCCCCCCCCCUCCCUCCUUCUUCCCUCCCCCAUUACCCCCGUGCACCGGGCGCACGGCCCCCAGGUGGAUGCACUGAUGCUGGUGGCGCGCCUGAGGGAGCUGCGGCGCCUGCGAGGGCUGCGCGCUCGCAAACGCGCCUUGCAACCUGGUCCAAGGCUGCUGCUGCUUUCCGGCACACACAGAGAGACUCCGCCCCUCUCUUGCCCAUUCUUUUCUCUCCCCCCUCGCCCUUCCCCGGUGUUCUCAUGCCCUGCCGUGUGGUGGGUGGGAGCACCCUGGCAGGGCGGGUGGUGGAGGGCGACGAGGAUGCGUUCAUGCGCGCUGUGAGAGAGGCCGUGCGGGAGGAGGACUCACGGGGGGUUGUGCACGAACUCAAGGAGGGGAGGGGAGGGGCGGAGGGGCACGAGAAAGGGAGGGGAGAUGGGGAGGAGGCCGAGGGAGGGGAGAGGGGGUGUGGAGGAGGAAGCAAAGCUGAGAGCAUGCGUGUGGGAACAGCGGGCAGCGGAAGCGAGAACGGCCGUUGUACCUUAUCACCCUCUACGCGCUCUCGUCUCUCACACCCAUCAGCUCCUCCCGCCGACCUCCUCCUUCAUGCUUGA